This is a messenger RNA of Cladophialophora psammophila CBS 110553, 1779 nucleotides long. RefSeq lists its product as uncharacterized. The record is from RefSeq and is a predicted model, not a curated record. Bases 1 to 1779 code for a protein of 592 amino acids. The transcript is spliced from 5 exons. NCBI's taxonomy places the organism in Eukaryota, Fungi, Ascomycota, Eurotiomycetes, Chaetothyriales, Herpotrichiellaceae. Gene Ontology annotation, molecular function: transmembrane transporter activity. Gene Ontology annotation, biological process: transmembrane transport.
AUGGCUACAGACCUAAACAGGACACGGACAGCUCCCGAAAAUCGGUCCAGACGGCUCUCGCGUGCCUCUUUAAGGCGAGCACGAUCAACUCCCGAAGAUGAUUCUCACCAGUUGUUUUCGCCUCAAUUCAUGGAUGACCAUGGCGCCCACCAUUACCAUGUCGCUGCGACACCUGAUGAAGAUUGUUUCGGUCUGCGCGAUGGCGAUGAGGGCCCAAUAAUCGAGGAGGAUGCCAUAUCCGAUAGUAGCAGCGCUGGGGAGUCUCAGGAGGAAGUCAGGUUUGGUGUGGUCAAUAGUCGUGACGUCGAAGCAGGAGCCCAUCUGCCAGAAUUGAAAUCUGAGAAAUCUACUCGAUCAUUAAAGGAUCCCCACCUGGUCACUUGGGAGGGUUCCGAUGACCCAGAAAAUCCCAAGAAUUGGACAUACAGGAAGAAAUGGGCGGCAACUCUCAUUGUAUCAUCUUUUACAUUCAUUUCCCCCGUGUCAUCGUCUAUGGUCGCGCCGGCUCUUGAUAAAAUUGGCCAAGAUCUCGGCAUUACCCAGGAUAUCGAGAAAUCAUUAACCCUUUCUAUCUUCGUCCUUGCGUACGCCAUCGGACCAUUGUUUUUGGGCCCUUUGUCUGAGAUGUACGGCCGAGUUAUUAUUUUGCAACUGUCGAAUCUGUUCUACCUCGCUUGGAAUCUUGGAUGCGGUUUUGCUCAAACCCAAGGCCAACUCAUCGCAUUUCGGUUUCUGAGUGGGCUAGGCGGCAGUGCACCUUUGGCGUUGGGUGGAGGAGUACUGAGCGAUUGCUGGCGUGCAGAAGAACGAGGCAAGUCUAUCAGUAUCUACUCUCUCGCGCCCCUUCUAGGUCCUGCAGUUGGUCCUAUCGCUGGGGGGUUUAUUGCUCUAAAGGCAGGUUCAACCACAACCUGGAGAUGGUGCUUUUGGGCGACUUCGAUCAUGGACGCUGGAAUUCAAGUCCUUGGCUUUAUAUAUCUACGAGAAACCUACGCGCCAAAGCUGUUGAAUGACAAAGCGAAGAGACUCCGGAAAGAGACAGGCAAUCCAAAUUACCAUACCGAGUGGGAUCAUCCAGAUAGAACACUAGGGAAGGUCCUUCGCACGAGUCUCGUCCGCCCAUUUCGCCUUCUGGGCACCCAACCUAUUAUUCAGGCUCUAGCUAUGUAUAUGGCGUACCUCUACGGUCUUAUGUACCUGGUCCUUUCCACUUUUCCCGAGGUCUGGCAGGGAAUCUACCACGAGUCGGUCGGCAUUGGCGGCCUAAAUUACAUCUCUCUAGGGGUGGGGUUCUUUCUGGGCACACAGAUCUGCGCUCCGAUCAACGACCGUAUUUAUCGCAGACUGAAGUCACGAAACAACGACGUUGGAAGACCCGAAUUUCGUGUACCGCUUAUGCUUCCGGGAGCCGUCCUCGUGCCGAUCGGUCUUUUUAUCUACGGCUGGGGCGCAAGAGCGAGUGUGCACUGGAUUGUUCCUAAUAUUGGAGCUGCUAUCUUUGCUGCAGGCACGAUUAUGGGCUUCCAAUGCACGCAGACUUACAUUGUGGACGCGUACUCACGUUUUGCAGCCUCGGCUGUCGCUUCUGCUGUGGUGCUGAGAAGUCUGGCAGGGUUUGGAUUUCCACUCUUUGCCCCAUAUAUGUACCAGGCUCUUGGACUAGAUUGGGGAAACUCGUUGCUUGCGUUCAUUGCCAUCGGCCUUGGCCUUCCGGCACCAGUCCUGCUUUGGAAGUAUGGCGAGGCCCUGCGGGAGAAGAGUACCUAUGCUGCAGGAUAA